Leishmania braziliensis MHOM/BR/75/M2904 is the source of this 2145-nucleotide messenger RNA. RefSeq lists its product as hypothetical. The transcript has a single exon. The coding region runs from base 1 to 2145 and encodes 714 amino acids. NCBI's taxonomy places the organism in Eukaryota, Euglenozoa, Kinetoplastea, Trypanosomatida, Trypanosomatidae. The record is from RefSeq and is a predicted model, not a curated record.
AUGGACCACGACUCGAUGGAGCACAGCCCCGACUCCCACCCCGUUCGCCUCUCGCCGCCUUUGUCCCUCUUCCCUUUGCGGAAAAUAACGGAGUGGUGCAAAGUAGCUUGGACAAAAGUUAGAGGCGUGAAGAAGGCGGAGUGCACGAGUGAUGAGCCUGCCACAGACGAGGCACGUCCAGCCCCUGAGGUGGUGCCGCUGCGGCCGGUGGGUGGCCCCUCUGACAGCCGUUGUGAGACACGCCCCGUCCCCCGCCCCGUCCCCCGCCCCGUCCCCCGCCCCCUUCCCAUCCCGCCGCCUUUGCGCAUGCUCCCCCCGCCGGAAGAAAGGUUACCUUGCGAAAGGAGGGUAACAGCAGCUCGGGCUCACAAGAGGGUGACAUGGGCGAGUGAUGUGCCCGCAACAGACGCGGCACGUCCAGCCCCUGAGGUGGUGCCGCUGCGGCCGGUGGGUGGCCCCUCUGACAGCCGUUGUGAGACACGCCCCGUCCCCCGCCCCGUCCCCCGCCCCCUUCCCAUCCCGCCGCCUUUGCGCAUGCUCCCCCCGCCGGAAGAAAGGUUACCUUGCGAAAGGAGGGUAACAGCAGCUCGGGCUCACAAGAGGGUGACAUGGGCGAGUGAUGUGCCCGCAACAGACGAGGCACGUCCAGCCCCUGAGGUGGUGCCGCUGCGGCCGGUGGGUGGCCCCUCUGACAGCCGUUGUGAGACACGCCCCGUCCCCCGCCCCCUUCCCAUCCCGCCGCCUUUGCGCAUGCUCCCCCCGCCGGAAGAAAGGUUACCUUGCGAAAGGAGGGUAACAGCAGCUCGGGCUCACAGGAGGGUGAAGCGCAUAAGGGAUGUGCCCGCAACAGACGCGGCACGUCCAGCCCCUGAGGUGGUGCCGCUGCGGCCGGUGGGUGGCCCCUCUGACACCCGCUGCGAGACACGCCCCGUCCCCCGCCCCCUUCCCAUCCCGCCGCCUUUGCGCAUGCUCCCCCCGCCGGAAGAAAGGUUACCUUGCGAAAGGAGGGUAACAGCAGCUCGGGCUCACAGGAGGGUGAAGCGCAUAAGGGCUGAGCCCGCAACAGACGAGGCGCCUUCAGCUCCUGAGGUGGUGCCGCUGCGGCCGGUGGGUGGCCCCUCUGACGCCCGCUGCGAGACACGCCCCGUCCCCCGCCCCCUUCCCAUCCCGCCGCCUUUGCGCAUGCUCCCCCCGCCGGAAGAAAGGUUACCUUGCGAAAGGAGGGUAACAGCAGCUCGGGCUCACAGGAGGGUGAAGCGCAUAAGGGCUGAGCCCGCAACAGACGAGGCGCCUCCAACCCCUGAGGUGGUGCCGCUGCGGCCGGUGGGUGGCCCCUCUGGCACCCGAUGCAGGAGACGUCGCGGCAGCCGCCCCUUGUGCGGCUGUAAGAAGCAGCGCACCGAUCGCGGAAGUCGGCUGGGCGGUGCUCGACUCGGACGCUACGGCCGGGCUAUAUUCUCUGCUGCUGAAAUCCGCUUCAGAGAGCGCCAGCGACGGGAACUCGGGAUCGAGCGAUUCCGGCGCGUAGGCCUGUGCACUGAGGAGAGCGAUGCGGGGACGCUGCAGCCAAGCGAUGUGCUCCCACGCACGGACGCGGACGCCGCAUCGGACGUGGCGAGCGAUGCGGGGACGCUGCGGCCGGGCGACGUGCUCCCACGUACGGACGCGGACGCCGCAGCUGGUGUGGCCUCUGCGGUGGCCAAGCCGAUUCCCCUGCGGCCGGUGAGUGGCCCCUCUGGCACCCGAUGCAGGAGACGCCGCGGCAGCCGCCCCUUGUGCCGCUGUAAGAAGCAGCGCACGAGCGGUGUCAAGCGACGGCGUGUCCGCCGACGCAGAUACCGCGGCCGGCGCAUUAUGUGUACUGAGGGAAGCCACUGCAGAGACCGCCGUGUGCCCUUCAUUCUCGCUCGACUUCUGCGCGACACCCUGUCCAGUGAGGCUAGCGGGGCAGCGAUGCUGCCGCACAGCCAUUGUCCCCUUUGCGCACAGCUGGACCAGGCAUUCGCUGCCCUAUCGCUGGACGAGGAAGAGCCGCUGCCGCCCCUUCCUACAUCGUAUAUCCACUGCCUCCCACCAAUCGUCGCUUAUACGUUCACCGGCGUCGAUGCCGCGCGCACGCCAUCAGUGUCUUUAUUUAGGUUUUAA